Messenger RNA from Pungitius pungitius (ninespine stickleback), 3269 nucleotides. It is a transcript of the gene lclat1, whose product is annotated as lysocardiolipin acyltransferase 1. Lineage: Eukaryota; Metazoa; Chordata; Actinopteri; Perciformes; Gasterosteidae. Bases 347 to 1504 code for a protein of 385 amino acids. The transcript is spliced from 6 exons. Gene Ontology annotation, molecular function: acyltransferase activity. Gene Ontology annotation, biological process: phosphatidylinositol acyl-chain remodeling. The record is from RefSeq and is a predicted model, not a curated record. Gene Ontology annotation, cellular component: endoplasmic reticulum; endomembrane system.
CCUGUUGAUGCCCGGGUGUAAGGACAGGGUAGAGGUAACAAGUUGAAAGGUUGUAAAACGGUAAAACGGUAAGGCGGCAGUAAUAUUACGUUACGGCAAUUAAAUAACGCGAAUUCGCCGUGGGCUAAUUCUAUCUUGCGAAAAAGAGAUUGGUUGUGAAACAACUCAAACGAGCGUCAGCUUCGAGGAUCAAUAAUGCUUACAAACGUUGCUAGUUAGCUACCGUUAGCUAGCUGCUAGCUGGCUUGCUAAAUUGCUAUGUCGCAACCAAGUGCUUGGAGCUAGCACAGCUAGCUUUAGCUCACCUAACUGAAAUUAACUUUGAUACAGGAGGAAAACAAGAAAGAUGGCUGUGUCCGUGCGAGGCCUGUACUUUGUGGUCACCCUUUUUUUGGCCAGUUUCUUCGGAAGUGUCUUCAUGCUGGGUCCGGUCCUGCCUCUCAUGCUGCUGUCUCCUGCUUGGUACCGCUGGAUCACCGAUCGCAUCGUCGCUACCUGGCUCACUCUGCCUGUGUCGUUGCUGGAGCUGGUGUUCGGGGUGAAGGUGGUGAUAACGGGUGAUGGCUUCAUUCCGGGCGAGCGAAGUGUGAUCAUCAUGAACCACCGCACCCGACUGGACUGGAUGUUUCUUUGGUGUUGUCUGCUCAGGUACAGCUACCUUCGUCUGGAGAAGAUCUGCCUUAAGGCUGCCCUGAAGGCUGUGCCUGGCUUCGGCUGGGCCAUGCAGGUGGCCUGCUUCGUCUUUAUUCACCGUCGUUGGGAGGAGGACAAAAAGCACAUGGAGAACAUGCUGGACUAUUUCUGCGACAUCAGAGAGCCCCUGCAGCUGCUACUGUUCCCGGAGGGCACAGACCUCACCGAAAAUACAAGGGCAAAGAGCAAUGUGUUUGCUGCCCAGAACAACCUGCCAGAAUUUGAGUAUGUGCUGCAUCCCCGCAGCACUGGAUUCACCUUCAUUGUGGACAGACUACGAAAAGGAGAUAACCUGGAUGCUGUCCAUGAUAUCACAGUGGCAUACCCCAAGAACAUCCCCCAGACAGAGCGCCACCUCAUCCUGGGCCUUUUCCCGCGCGAGAUCCACUUCCACGUCCGCCGCUACCCGGUGACCUCCCUGCCCGACUCCUCCUCCGACCUGGAGUCUUGGUGUCGAGACCGCUGGGCCGAGAAAGAAAGCCGACUGCGCGACUUCUACUCGGGGCAGCGGCGGGGCUUCGGCGGGGACGGCGUCGCGCUUGUGCCACCUUGUAAGACGGAGCUGCGGGUGACUCUGAUCAAAGCGGCCUCGCUGCUGUACUGGAGCAGCUUCAUCGCUCUGUGCUUCACCGGCCUGUGGCUGUGGGCUCCGGUCAGGCUCUACUUCCUGGUCAUGGUCGGAGUGUACACGGCUCAGCAGAAGCUGGUCGGCGGGUUGGAGCUGCUGGAGUUGGCCUGCCAUCGGUUCUGGAAGUCCAUGGCAGCCGCCGCAGACGAGAAGGGUAAGGUGCAGAGUGGGAAGAUGCAGUGAGGAUGGAGGACGAGGUCGACUGGACAACGAUACGUUUCCCAUCUAUGCUCGGCAGGGACACUGAGGACUCAGUUGUCUCGGCCUGUUCAGUCCAUGCUCCGUGCCUCAGAAAAGGGAGUGAUGAGUUAACUCCCCUGCGGUGUGCACGGCUUCAGCGGCGAGGCCUUACCUGGCUGUUGAAAGAAGAAAAAGAGGAAUGUUAUUUACAUUUGUCGUUGUUUGAUUCAAAGAAUGUAUCGCACACACGUUGUAGGUCUCUCGCUCUUUGUACGUCUCUCCACGUAUGACCUUUGGUCUUCAGCUUGCUCAGUGCAUUUUAUUAGUUUAUGUGUUUUAUUGGAGUUGUUUUAUUCAGAACCUCGUGUGGACGUACGUCAUGAAACAAUGCUCUUAGUAUUUGUUAUUCCGUUGCCAUGUCUUCGAAAGUUGUUUUAUUGGAUGCUGUGUUGCCCUUUGUUAUAUAUCUGUGUCAUAAAUCAUGGAGCAGAGCCAUAGUGCAGACCACCUGUACAUAUGAUACCUCGACUCUAACCAAUAUUCAAACAAGCACUGCAAUUAGCGGGAUUAGACUGAGGCAACUAGUUAAAUGAGUCAAAUGUUUAGUGAUUCAAUUAGUCGUCUCUACCAAGGAAAGAAAAGUUUCCCAGAGAAUUUUAAAGGAAUAUACAGGUAUAAAUGUAUACCUUUGUUUACCUUUUUUGUGUUUAAUUACUCUUUUAUACAAAUUUGUGAAUUAGUACGUGAUUAUAGAUGUAUGAUCUCUGUAAAGGUCUUGAAAUCUGUUUUUCAUUAUUUUUGUUUGCUCAUGUAGCUUUUGCACAUAACAGCCAAAGGAUGAGAAUUGCAGAUGGGGACUUUAGGAAGAAACCAAACAGAAUGGGGUCUCUGUGUUGUUAGGAAAGGGUCCCCUCAUCCAACACCGGCAAGGAUACCCACAGCUACACUGAGGUAGCAUUAUGUCAUCAUGAUCAAAGAUCCGACUGAGAUCUUAUGUCUGCAGAAGCAGAUGAGCUUUGUGCCCUUUCUGGGAGCGAAGGGAUGCCUUUUAGAGGCACAAUGGGGUGGAAGAAUGUCCUGUUGGUACAACAUUGCCCCUCCAUGCACAGGGUGGCAUAGAGAACCAGACUUGGAGUGGAAAACUGGCCACGAACUUGACCUAAUCCAAAAAAAACCCUGUAAUGCCCACCUCUGCCCUCUGCUCAAUUAGCACACGACAGCUGAGAAAGCCCCUCCAAUUGUGCCAAAAAAGGACAGGAAUCAAAACGAGAUUGGAGUGGCGCUUUCACCACGCGUAUAACCACUAACUCCGUUUACCAUUUCAAAUCAUGUUAAUCCCGUGGGUCUGGAAACAUUUGUGUCUCAGGCCGUCCGUAGCACUUUCUGUAACACUGCGAUCAAGACCAUCAACCAAUUUCUGAGACAAUUGUCUUUGACUGUCGUUUUUCUUUUUUUAUAUGAAUCUGAAGCUCAUGUAUGUGUAAAGAGGCUGUCUCCAGUCACUGUGAUCCAGCUGUUUUAACAAUUUUACCAUCAGCAUGUUUACCAAACAUGGUACUAUAUAUCAGUCUCAUCCACCCCGAAUCAGCCAAAAUCUCCUUGUGUUGUUCUGUACCCUGUGCUGUUUUUCUGCUCAUUUUACAAUCACUUGAUCGCUGAUGCUGGACCUAUUUAAAGUCACUGUCCUCAGGUAAACAAGAGUCGGUCUCUUACAGGAGGAAAUAUAUGUAUACAAAUAUGUAUAUGAAUAAAUAUGCUAUAUCAACGA